This is a messenger RNA of Populus euphratica (Euphrates poplar), 2029 nucleotides long. RefSeq names its product hsp70-Hsp90 organizing protein 3-like. The transcript has 7 exons. Lineage: Eukaryota; Viridiplantae; Streptophyta; Magnoliopsida; Malpighiales; Salicaceae. Bases 80 to 1825 code for a protein of 581 amino acids. The record is from RefSeq and is a predicted model, not a curated record. Gene Ontology annotation, molecular function: Hsp90 protein binding.
CCCCCCCUCUCUUCGUUCUCGAUAAAAGAUCUCUCAGAAACCUCAAUUCCCUAAACGACAUCACCCAACACCGUUCAGCAUGGCCGAAGAAGCCAAAUCCAGAGGCAACGCGGCCUUCUCAGCCGGCGACUACGCUACCGCCGUCGAACACUUCACCGACGCCAUCGCCCUUUCCCCAACCAAUCACGUUCUCUACUCUAACCGGUCGGCGGCUCACGCGUCUCUCCACCACUACGCCGAUGCUUUAAAAGACGCUAAGAAAACCGUUGAGCUGAAGCCGGACUGGUCGAAAGGUUACUCUCGCCUCGGCGCUGCUCAUCUCGGCUUGCACCAAAUCCAAGACGCUAUCUCUGCUUACAAGAAAGGACUCGAGAUUGAUCCUAAUAAUGAAGGAUUAAAAUCCGGUUUGGCGGAUGCUCAAGCAGCUGCCUCCCAGAGCCGCGCUGCGCCACCGCCUAGUCCGUUUGGUAAUAUAUUCUCCGGUCCGGAGAUGUGGGCGAAGUUAACAGCGGAUCCGUCGACGAGAAUGUAUUUGCAGCAGCCGGAUUUCGUUAAGAUGAUGCAAGAGAUUCAGAAAAACCCUAAUAAUUUGAAUCUCUAUUUGAAGGAUCAGAGAGUGAUGCAGGCUAUUGGGGUUUUGUUGAAUGUUAAGUUUGGAGGGCCGAAUCCAGGGGACGAUAUGGAGAUUCCGGAGGAGACGUCCACUCCUCAGUCCUCUGCGUCGGAGAGGAAGGAAGAUAAGAAGAUGGAGGAGGAGAAGGUAGCGGAGCCAGAGCCAAUGGAGGUAACGGGGGAGGAGAAGGAGGCGAAGGAGGCGAAGGAGAGGAAAGCUCAAGCAGCGAAAGAGAAGGAGUUGGGGAAUGCAGCUUAUAAAAAGAAGGAAUUUGAGAAGGCUAUUGAGCAUUAUACAAAGGCGACAGAGCUUGAUGAUGAGGAUAUUUCGUAUUUGACGAAUCGUGCUGCUGUUUAUUUGGAGACGGGAAAGUAUGAUGAAUGUAUUAAAGAUUGUGACAAAGCUGUUGAAAGAGGUAGAGAGCUUAGAUCAGACUUUAAGAUGAUAGCAAGAGCAUUGACAAGGAAAGGAACUGCCUUGGUGAAAAUGGCAAAAUGCUCAAGGGACUAUGAACCUGCCAUUGAAACUUUCCAGAAGGCCCUUACAGAGCAUCGCAAUCCAGACACAUUGAAGAAACUAAAUGAGGCCGAGAAAGCAAAGAAGGAUCUUGAGCAACAAGAAUACUUUGAUCCAAAAUUGGCUGAGGAAGAGCGUGAGAAAGGCAAUGAAUCUUUCAAGCAGCAGAAGUAUCCAGAGGCUGUGAAGCACUACUCAGAAUCUUUGAGAAGGAACCCUAAAGAUCCCAAGACAUAUAGUAACAGAGCUGCAUGCUACACCAAACUUGGGGCUCUUCCUGAGGGAUUGAAGGAUGCCGAGAUGUGCAUUGAACUUGAUCCCACAUUCUCAAAGGGUUAUACAAGAAAAGGUGCUGUUCAAUUCUUCAUGAAAGAGUAUGAUAAAGCCUUGGAAACUUAUCAGGAGGGUCUGAAACAUGACCCUCGGAACCAGGAAUUGCUAGAUGGUGUUAGAAGAUGUGUUGAACAGCUCAAUAAGGCCAGUCGUGGUGACCUCAGCCCUGAGGAGCUAAAGGAAAGACAGGCCAAGGCAAUGCAGGACCCAGAAAUUCAAAACAUUCUCUCAGAUCCUGUCAUGAGACAGGUGUUGGUUGACUUCCAAGAGAAUCCCAAGGCGGCUCAGGAACAUACGAAGAACCCAAUGGUGAUGAGCAAGAUUCAGAAGCUUGUCCAAGCUGGAAUUGUCCAGAUGAGAUAGAUUUGAAUGGAAAAGAGCAGUUAAAUGGGCAAAACUCUUUUUUUGUUUUUUUGAACUUUUUCAUCUGUGAAUUGUAAUUUCCAAUGUGAAUUUGAGGGGGCCAGGUGGUAAAAAUUAAUGGAAUUGUAAUUUCCAAUGUGAAUUUGAGUGGGCCAGGUGGUAAAAAUUAAUGGAAUUUGGAAAAGUUUUGAUAUGUUUAUAUUU